AGCCCAAAGUUGCGUCAGAUAGGAUUACUGUUAAUGUGAUUCGAUAUAAUCUCUAACUAUAGACAGGUCUGGUGUGAAGCCAAACGCUUUGCCUACGUUGAAGCAAUCAUGGACAUAAUUUGGAAUAUGUUCUUUCUUCUGCUGGUCUGUUGUACAAAACCAACAGCUGCUUCUUGUGUGUCAGAAUGUUAUUGUAGGAAUGACAGCUUUGGAAGAAGUCUGAUCUGCAUGCCUUCCUCUUUGCAGAGAAUACCAGAGAAUAUUCCACACGAUGUUAGAAAGAUCCGAAUCGAAAACUCCCGUCUGGCAGAACUACCUCGUGGUGCAUUCUCCAGAGUCCGUGCCUUGGAAUACCUGUGGUUGAAUUUUAACCAGAUCACGCUCAUGCAUGUGAAGAGCCUGCAGCAUUUGCACAAUCUGUCCGAGCUGAGGCUGCAAGGGAACAAACUGCGUUCAGUACCAUGGACAGCUUUCCAGGAUUGUCCGGCUUUGAAGAUUUUGGAUCUGAAGCACAAUCGAUUGGACGUCCUCCCAGAAUACGCAUUGAGGCAUCUCAUCAACCUGACCUUCCUGGACGUAUCUUUCAACCAACUCACGGUGAUUUCUCAAGAUGUGUUCUCAAACUGGUCAGUUUAUCAGAGAAGCCAGCAGCCUCGGGAUCAGGGGAACAGCCAUUCCAACGCAGUGCUAGCCCUUCAUGAUAACCCGUGGCUCUGCGACUGCCGCCUUAAAGGUUUUGUGCACUUUAUCAAAUCCAUCAGCCCCCCUUUGAUUUUGAUGAACUCUUACCUAACGUGUUCAGGCCCGGAGUCCAGGACCGGGAAAUUUUUCUACGAGGUGGAACUAAAGAGUUGCUUUAAACCGUUAGCAACGGCCGCGGUCAGGAACAUGAGCGUUUCACUCGGAGACGAGGUCCAUUUAUUUUGUGAGGCUAAAGGAAAUCCUACCCCUACUGUGUGGUGGACAAAUGGUGGGAAGAUCAUUCGGAAGUUUAAUGUGUCUUUUGCAAAUAUUGAUGAAGAAACAGUAAAGUCAGAGUUGGUGAUUCCAUCAGCUCAGAGUACCAAUGAAGGAAGUUACAUCUGCAUUACUACAAACUAUCUUGGAAACUCAUCCGUGCAGAUCCUGGUAAACAUUUUAACUUCAGAGUCUUUGGGUACCCAAUCAUCCAUGGCCCCGACAGCUUUUGAAGAAGAGAAUGUUUAUAUAGAUGUGAGGAUUGCAAAGCAAACAGUCUAUGGCAUAACCCUAGAGUGGUAUGCAGCAACUCAGAACCCUGCUGAGACCUGGUACACCCUGCACUUUGGGAAAUUCGAAGACGCUAAAAAGGAAAUGAUUUAUAUUGGACCAGGAGUAAAUACUUAUUCUGUUAACGAUCUGUUCCCAGCAACAAAAUACAAGGUGUGUGUUACACUGAGGAAUCAGCCUCCGAAGAGAGGUCAAUGCAUUAUAUUUGUUACCGGCAAUGACAUUAGUGAACUGGAGCAAAGGGAGAAACUCAUUCACAUUAUAGUCAUUGUUUGUGCCAUGAUUCUGGCAGUCCCGGCUGGAAUGUAUGCUUGUACAACAGAAACACGUUUCAGCUGCUUUGAUAAAUGCAGCAAGUUUUGUCGAAGACAAAGACGAGAGAAAACACUGAAAACAAGAACACAGGAUGUCACCUUUGACAGCCUGCAGACAGGUAGUGAUGCUGAGCUUUGCAACAGAAAUUCCAAGGAAGACAGGAGAAGACGUAAAAAAUCAGAAGACAAAACCCAUAAGGUCAAAACGGAGCACAAAAAUAGUGAUGAAUUAUAUUAAGCAGAACUACUAUUAACUUGCUUUAGUCAAAAUUUAUUUAUCCACCAGUGAAUAUUUUGUACUUGGGGCUGAAUGCCCUGGCUACAUUGAACAUCUGCUGCCAAUGUGGCACAGUUAUUUUGGUCCUAGUUAAAGCAUCUGUUAUUGCAAUUUACUUUAGGCAUUCAGAUUGAUAGUCAUGAUGAAGCAGAACAAAAGUCUUGCUGAUCUCCUGGGGUAUUAGGAGUGCUGUCUUUUGGAAAAGUGGAAGGAGAGAGUGAACGCAAUUUUAUCACUUUAAAGUUUUGUAUCUAACAUUUGGAAUUAGUAUUAUAAAUGAAUGAAAACACUUACAUCAAGUUGGGAAGCAGAGAAGUGUGGAGUUAAUUGGAGAAUAGGUUCUCCCCGAGGAAUACCAGCUAAGGAACAGGAAAACGUAGAAUAAAGAAUGAACAAUGGUGUCACUGACGUGGGUUGUGGUUAUAACACGAUAGCUUUACAUAUACAAUUUCAGCAAUGAGUGUGGGCAUAGAAAUUCAUAAUGAAAUGAAUAUAAAUGUAAGAUUUUGGGUAUUAUUUUUAGGUAUAUUCAUGCACAUUAAUAUUUUCUAUCCAAGGGCUUACUUCACUGUUGACAUUGGAUCCUGUUAGCUUAAUUUCGUCAAAUGCAGCUAAAAGGAAAUUAAUUCAAAGCACACAGUCUUACUUUUCUAAGUUAAUGAAAAGCAGUCAGGAAGAUGAGAAGGCCUGGAUAUUUUAUGGUUUUUCAAGACUAACAAAAUAACUAUCAAAAAGCAGUUGAUAAUGGUAGAGCUGUAAACUGGCAAAUGUAUUAAUAAAGAUGGUUCACAGUUGAAAAAAACGUUUUAAUGUUACUUAUUACAUCCCAAAGUGCAUUAUUUUCAUCAAAUCAAUUUUUGAGUAAGUAAACUAUCAUAGGAAUAAAAUCAGUUUAGUAUACAUCCAAUCAAGGAAUAGAUCUUCUCAGUCAGUGCAACAACAAUGCAGCAGAGAGAUAAACUAUAAAGAAUCAGAGAUGGAGUUUGACAACUAUUAGUGAGUAUAGCAUAAUUGAUAACAGCAAAGGGAUUAAUAUGAAUCACUGGUAACUCCAAGAUCAAAAACAGAAGGCAGUCAAGAUGAUUGAAUACUCUUGGUUUGUUAAAAAGUGAGAAUGACAGGAUUGGUGAACAUAUGUUCAUUUAGGAUUUCAACAAAAUAGCAAUCAAGAUAACUUAAUCUUGAAUAAAAAAGAUGCAAAGCAAGUAAAAGUGUUACCUUUCUGGUCAUGACUUGGAAUUGCCGGUGUUGGAAUGGGGUGGACAAAGUUAAAAAUCAGAGUUGAAAAGUGUGGUGCUGGAAAAGCGCACAGG
Messenger RNA from Chiloscyllium plagiosum (whitespotted bambooshark), 3152 nucleotides. RefSeq names its product leucine-rich repeat, immunoglobulin-like and transmembrane domains 2 (gene lrit2). The record is from RefSeq and is a predicted model, not a curated record. Gene Ontology annotation, molecular function: protein binding. Lineage: Eukaryota; Metazoa; Chordata; Chondrichthyes; Orectolobiformes; Hemiscylliidae.